Molecule: messenger RNA, 506 nt
Organism: Cannabis sativa
Lineage: Eukaryota; Viridiplantae; Streptophyta; Magnoliopsida; Rosales; Cannabaceae
Exons: 1
Coding region: 150-356 (68 amino acids)
Source: RefSeq, a predicted model, not a curated record
UUAUACAUCAACCCAAUUUUGAGUCAGACUUCUACACUAAGUAAAGCAUUUAUCACAAUAAAUAAAUGGAUUAAUAAAGUCAAGAAAAGAGUAUUCAUCGAAUUUGAUAGAGGACCUGGAGUGCCUAGAGUGUUAUAGCAUUACAACAAAUGGUUUGUUUUUGUUUUCUGGUGGAUCAGACAAGGAAGAUAAAGAGAAGCAAGCCAGCCGCUGGAACUUGCUCCCGGUGCGGCGCUGGGGCCAGUGUCGCCGAUAUGAGGACUGAGACAAGGUUCUGUUAUGUUCCCUUUUAUUGGAAAUCUUGGAGAGCUAUCAUAUGCACUUUUUGUGGAGCCAUUCUUAAAUCAUAUAGAUAAGGUUUUUAUUUGUCUUCAAAUUUAAAGAAAGAAAUCAAAGUACUCGCAUGUAUAAUAAUUUAAUAGUUUUGGGGUUUACGUCAUUGGUAUUGUAAUAUAUUUUAUUUGUUUAAUAAUCAAGUUAAAUACAUGUAUGAUAUGAUUUUAUGA